This is a messenger RNA of Priapulus caudatus, 756 nucleotides long. Its product is annotated as vegetative incompatibility protein HET-E-1-like. Gene Ontology annotation, molecular function: protein binding. The record is from RefSeq and is a predicted model, not a curated record. NCBI's taxonomy places the organism in Eukaryota, Metazoa, Priapulida, Priapulimorpha, Priapulimorphida, Priapulidae. The transcript has 5 exons. Bases 1 to 756 code for a protein of 251 amino acids.
AUGUUAUGCGGGGUGCGAAAAAAAUGGAAGCAACCGAGACAUGCGGGGGACAUACUCAGUGUGACUGUGACCGCCGACAACGAACGCAUUCUCUCUGCCGACGCCAAGGGCGCCAUCAAGUGUUGGCAAGCGGAAACAGGAGAGCAGCUGUUGUCGUGUAACGGACCGUCGCACCUCGUCGCUGUGACUCCAGACAGUAAAUACGUGUUCUCCAGCGACGGAGAUCACAGCGCGCGGCUGUGGACACUCAGUGACGUCAACGUUGUACAAAAGAUCACGCACGCGGACAUGAUCACGUGUGUGACGAUGGCGAGCGACUCCAAGUACACGGUCACUGGUUCCCUCGACAUGAGUCUCAAGAUAUGGGAGGUGGCCACCGGAAAACUCACUCAGGUUCUCGUGGGCCACGAGGGCACGGUGAGCUGUGUGGCCAUCGCCAACCACUACCAGUUCGUUAUCUCCGGCUCCCAUGACAACACGCUCAUCAUCUGGAACCUGCAGACGGGCAGCGCGCGGCUGCUGCUGCACGGCCACCGCGAUCACGUGACAUGCGUGAAGCUGACGGCAGACGCGAGCAUAGCGAUAUCCGGUGAGGACGCGCUGACGCAGGGACGCAGGAAUGCGGCGACGCAGGGAUGCAUAAAUGUAGUGACGCAGCGGCGCAAAGACACGCUGACGCAGGGACGCAGGGAUGCGGUGACGCAGGAACGCAGGGAUGCGGUGCCGCAGGAACGCAGGGACGCAGGGAUGCGGUGA